ACACAAGAGAUACCGAGUUACCCGUCUGUAUCUCUCGGACCCAAUCUUCCUACCCUCUAAUCUCUUCCUGCAUUUUUCUAAAUCCCUCAAUUUACACAGCCAUGUCUGAACGAGGCUCAUUCCGAGGCGGUCGCGGUCGUGGAGGCCGUGGCGGCCAGGGCCAGCAGAAAAGUGGCGGUGGUGGCGGUGCACAGGAGAAGCCCAAAAAGGAAAACAUCUUGGAUCUCAACAAGUACAUGGACAAGGAGGUUCAAGUGAAGUUCAAUGGUGGCCGUGAAGUCACCGGUACCCUCAAGGGUUACGACCAGCUGAUGAACCUGGUCCUCGACGAAGUUAAGGAAACCAUGCGUGAUGAGGAGGGCAACACUACCACCCGCUCAAUGGGUCUCAUCGUCGCUCGUGGUACUUUGAUCGUACUGAUCUCCCCCGCCGAUGGCAGUGAGGAGAUCCCCAACCCUUUCUUGCAAGCAGAAGAGUAAACAAAAACCUCUCUUUCUGACGUAUUAUCUUCUUUCCGGGUUUCAUUUCAUUCCGGAUCGGGAUGUCAUUUCGGGAA
Penicillium crustosum is the source of this 556-nucleotide messenger RNA. RefSeq names its product U6 snRNA-associated Sm-like protein LSm7. The record is from RefSeq and is a predicted model, not a curated record. The transcript is spliced from 3 exons. Gene Ontology annotation, molecular function: RNA binding. Gene Ontology annotation, biological process: nuclear-transcribed mRNA catabolic process; mRNA splicing, via spliceosome. The coding region runs from base 102 to 479 and encodes 125 amino acids. Gene Ontology annotation, cellular component: U2-type prespliceosome; spliceosomal tri-snRNP complex; U12-type spliceosomal complex. NCBI's taxonomy places the organism in Eukaryota, Fungi, Ascomycota, Eurotiomycetes, Eurotiales, Aspergillaceae.